AUGUCGAAAAAAAUACCUAGUGGUACCACUCCUUGUGAAAAUAAAAGUGAAAUAAUAAUUAAAAGUGUUAAUACCGAGGUUAAUAGUGAACAAAGUGUUGAACUUAGUUCUGUAGAUAGUGAAAAAAGUGAAGUAACCGCCCCAGAAAUGUUGUCAUCCUGUUCAUAUAAAGGUACGAAUCAAAAUAAAUCUUUUGAUAUUGUUUUUAAAAAUAUUAUUGAAACUUCUUCUGACCCGACGGAUAUUGGACAUUUUAAAGAAAUCGUUUUAGAUGCUCAAACUAAACGGUUCAUAAUUGAAAAUGGGCAUAGUAGACCUAAAGCUAAAGGGCCUUUCGCUAAAAAUUCAGACGGUAGAUCUUUUUCUGAAAAGUAUUAUUUGACAGUGUCCAAAUCUGGUUUAAAAAUCGAACGUUCGUGGCUAUGUUAUUCGACUAUACUUCAAAAAGCGUAUUGUAGGUCAUGCUGGCUAUUUGGAGAUCGCACAUCCACUGGCUUUCAAGAAAUUUGGACUACAGGUUAUUGUGAUUGGAAACAUAUAGUAGAUGGCAUUAAAAGACACGAGCAAUCACACGUUCACUACAUUUCCUGUUUAGUAUAUGAAAAAUGGUUUUUAAAUAAAACAUUAAACGAAGAACUAGAACAGAGUAUAAAAAAAGAAAAAUUAUUUUGGCGUCAGGUUUUAGAGAGAAUUUUAAAUAUUACUCUUACAUUAGCUAUGCGAAGUUUACCUUUUCGCGGCCACAGAGAAAAGCUCGGUAGUGGAAAAGGAGAAAACGGCAAUUUUAUUUGUUUUAUUGAGUUACUUGCAAAAUAUGACCCAGUACUAGAAAAAGUUAUUAAUCAGGGUAAUAAUAAAGUAAACUACUGUAGCCCUAAAAUUCAAAAUGAACUAAUACAGUUAAUUUCAAAUAAAGUCGAAAACGAGUUAAUACUUAAUAUUAAAGAAGCUCCUUUUUUUUCCAUUAUAAUUGAUACAACGCAAGAUAUUUCAAAAGUUGAUCAGUUAAGUGAAAUUUAUCGUUAUUGUGUUAUAGAAAAAGAUGAAUACGGAAACCCAAAAAAUGUAUGUGUUAAGGAAACUUUUUUAGCAUUUCAUGAAGUUGUUGAUCAAUCUGCCUCUUCUCUUUCUGAACUAAUAUUACAGAAUAUUGAAAAAAAGGGAUUGUCUAUCGGCAAAUGCCGUGGUCAGGGCUAUGACGGGGCUGCCAAUAUGAGUGGUAUGUAUAAUGGCCUACAAAAAAGAAUUAAAGACAUUGAGCCAAGCGCAGCUUAUGUCCAUUGCUCUGCUCAUAAUUUAAAUUUAGUUGUCAAUGAUGCUGUGAAAGAAAUAACAGAAAUGGAAAUUUUUUUUGAUGUUGUUCAACGAGUUUUUGUUUUUUUUGGACAUAGUAUAGUAAGAUGGCGUAUAUUAUCAGAUUUAAUUAAGGAAUCGAACAGUCAAAAUGGAUUAUUAAUAAAAAAACUUAAUCCCACAAGAUGGGCUGGUCGUUAUGAAGCAGUUUUUGCGCUUAAAAUUAGAUUUGUUGAAAUUCAAAAAGCUUUAACAAAAUCAAAGUCAGUUGAUUUAGAUAAUGCAUCCAAUUUAUUAAAAAACUGUUAUGAACAAUUAAAAGAAUAUAGAUGUAAUUUUAAUGAUCUGUUGGAAGAAGCAAAUAUAGUUGCUAAAAGUUGGUCUAUCUCUACAGAGUUCCAAAACAAACGUCGUAAAGUUGUAAAAAGAUAUUUCGAUGAACUAUGUACUGAUAUGCGUUUAACUUGUCCAGAAAACUUAUUUCGUGUGACUAUUUUUAAUAGAACGUUGGAUAUAUUAAUAAAUCAAAUAAGUAAACGUUUUUCAAGUUUUCAUGAAUUAAUGCUAAAUUUCACAUGUUUACAACCAUCUUUUCUUACAUCAGCAACAGAUUUAGAGCUUUUAAAUGAAGCUACGAAGUUGGUAAACAAAUAUGAUAAAGACAUAUCAAAAACAUUUACAAGUGAAAUUUUAGCUGUAAGAUCAACUCUUAAAAAUCAAAUAAGUCAACUUAAUUCAACUAGAGAUCUUGCUCAACUUUUAAUGGUGAAAAAUCAUUCUUUAACAGCCAGUUUCCCAGAAGUAUGUACUGCUCUUUUAUUAUUUUUGACAAUUCCUGUUACAUCUGCAAGCGCGGAACGGUCGUUUUCGAAACUAAAAAUUAUUAAAGGAUAUUUAAGGAGUACAAUGAUGCAAGAUCGUUUAAGUGGCCUGGCGUUAAUUUCAAUCGAACAAGAAACAGCCCGAGAAGUUGACUUUGAAAAUUUAAUCGAUAUGUUUGCCGAACAAAAAGCAAGAAAGAAAAAAUUUUGA
Rhopalosiphum padi (bird cherry-oat aphid) is the source of this 2325-nucleotide messenger RNA. Its product is annotated as zinc finger MYM-type protein 1-like. Bases 1 to 2325 code for a protein of 774 amino acids. Lineage: Eukaryota; Metazoa; Arthropoda; Insecta; Hemiptera; Aphididae. The record is from RefSeq and is a predicted model, not a curated record. Gene Ontology annotation, molecular function: protein dimerization activity. The transcript is spliced from 3 exons.